Alexandromys fortis (reed vole) is the source of this 12821-nucleotide messenger RNA. It is a transcript of the gene Prkdc, whose product is annotated as protein kinase, DNA-activated, catalytic subunit. Lineage: Eukaryota; Metazoa; Chordata; Mammalia; Rodentia; Cricetidae. The record is from RefSeq and is a predicted model, not a curated record. Gene Ontology annotation, biological process: intrinsic apoptotic signaling pathway in response to DNA damage; immunoglobulin V(D)J recombination; double-strand break repair via nonhomologous end joining. Gene Ontology annotation, cellular component: nucleus. Gene Ontology annotation, molecular function: protein binding; DNA-dependent protein kinase activity. The transcript is spliced from 86 exons. The coding region runs from base 230 to 12532 and encodes 4100 amino acids.
GGGCUGGUCCCUCUCCUGCCUGCGGCGUGUUUACGUCUGCAGCGUCCCAAGUACAGUGAAUGCUCUUGUGGUACCUCGCUCGGUUAGACUGACAGGUUUCUGUCCCCUUGAUUUCCGUGGUGCACAAGUCAGGCGCGGCGUAGAGUCAGGCCUGUGGGUGUGCGCGCUCACCCUUCCUGCCGGAGUACGAGCGAGCGCUCCCGCCGGUACUUUCGGGGCCUCGUCGCACAUGCGCGAAGCGGGUGCUGGCGCUAUGGCGGACGCGGGCGCCGGUGUCCGCGGCUGGCUGCAGCAACUGCAGGAGUUUGUGUCCGCGCCGGAUCGCUGCAACGCUGCGGGCGCCAGUUAUCAGCUGAUCCAUGGCUUGGGGCAGGAGUGCGUGCUGAGCACUAGCUCCGCAGUGCUGGCAUUGCAGGUUUCCUUAGUAUUUUCCAAAGAGUAUGGUUUGCUUGUAUUUGUCCGGAAGUCACUUGGCCUUGAUGAAUUUCGUGAUUGUAGAGAAGAAGCCCUAAAAUUUUUGUGUCUUUUCUUAGAGAAAAUUGACCAGAAGGUCACGCAUUAUUCUCUUGAUAUAAAGAAUACUUGUACCAGUGUUUAUACAAAAGAUAGAACUGCUAAGUGUAAAAUUGCAGCCCUAGACCUUCUGAUUAAGUUACUUAAGACACUGAGAAGUUCUAGAAUCAUGGAUGAGUUUAAGAUUGGAGAAUUAUUUAACAAGUUCUAUGGAGAACUUGCAUCAAAAUCAAGACUAACUGAUACAGUUUUAGAAAAAAUCUAUGAGCUCCUGGGAGUAUUAGGCGAAGUUCAUCCUAGUGAAAUGAUAAAUCAUUCAGAAAACCUGUUCCGGGCUUUUCUGGGAGAACUCAAGACCCAGAUGACAUCGACAGUAAGAGAACCUAGAUUUCCUGUUCUGGCUGGCUGUCUAAAAGGGCUGUCCUCGCUUCUGUGCAACUUCACCAAGUCCGUGGAGGAAGAUCCCCAGACUUCAAGGGAGAUCUUUGGUUUCGCAUUAAAAGCAAUCCGUCCACAGAUCGAGAUGAAGCGAUACGCUGUGCCCUUGGCUGGUCUGCGCUUACUUACCCUGCAUGCAUCUCAAUUUACUACCUGCCUUCUGGACAACUAUAUUACUCUAUUUGAAGUACUGUCGAAGUGGUGCAGCCACACAAAUGUGGAAUUAAAGAAAGCUGCGCAUUCAGCCCUGGAGUCCUUCCUGAAACAGAUUUCAUUUACUGUGGCAGAAGACGCAGAGUUACACAGGAGUCAGCUGCAGUACUUCAUGGAACAGUUCUAUGGAAUCAUCAGAAAUGCGGAUUCGAACAACAAGGAGUUAUCCAUUGCUAUUCGUGGAUAUGGACUAUUUGCAGGACCUUGCAAGGUUAUAAAUGCCAAAGAUGUUGACUUCAUGUAUGUUGAGCUCAUUCAGCGCUGUAAACAGAUGUUCCUCACCCAGACUGAAGCCAGUGAGGAUCAUGUUUACCAGAUGCCGAGUUUCCUCCAGUCCAUUGCAAGUGUCCUGCUUUACCUUGACGCGGUUCCUGAAGUAUAUACUCCCGUUUUGGAACAUCUCAUGGUGGUACAGAUAGACAGUUUCCCUCAGUACAGCCCCAAAAUGCAGCUGGUGUGUUGUAAAGCAAUAGUAAAAGUCUUCCUGGCCUUAGCAGAAAAAGGGCCAGUUCACUGGAAUUUCAUUAGUACUGUGGUGCAUCAAGGUUUAAUUAGAAUAUGUUCUAAACCAGUGGUCCUUCAAAAGGAUGUUGAGUCCAAGUCGAAUAACCAAUGGGCCUCAGGGGAAGUCAGAACGGGCAAGUGGAAAGUGCCCACGUACAAAGAUUAUGUGGAUCUUUUUCAGCAUCUUUUAAGCUGUGACCAGAUGACGGAUUUUAUUUUAGCAGAUGAAACAUUUCUCUUUGAGAAUUCCUCCCUUAAAAGUUUGAAUCAUUUACUCUAUGAUGAAUUUAUAAGAUCAGUUUUGAAGAUUGUGGAAAAAUUGGAUCUUACACUGGAGAAACAGACUGUUGGAGAGCAUGAGGAUGGAAGCACAACUGCUGUUUGGGUGAUCCCAACUUCAGAUCCAGCUGCUAAUUUGCAACCUACUAAACCAAAAGACUUUUCAGCUUUCAUUAACCUGGUGGAGUUUUGCAGGGAGAUUCUUCCUAAGAAACAAAUAAGACUUUUUGAGCCAUGGGUACACUCAUUUGCAUAUGAGUUAAUUUUACAGUCUACACGGUUGCCACUCAUCAGUGGUUUCUACAAAUUACUUUCUAUUGCAGUGAAAAAUGCCAGGAAAAUAAAAUAUUUUGAGGGAGUUAGCCCAAACAGUCUGAAGCAUUCUUCUGAAGAUCCAGAAAAGUAUUCUUGCUUUGCUUUAUUUGCAAAAUUUGGCAAAGAGGUAUCAGUUAAAAUGAAGCAGUACAAGGAUGAACUUUUGGCCUCCUGUUUAACCUUUGUUCUGUCCUUGCCACAUGACAUCAUUGAACUUGAUGUUAGAGCUUAUGUUCCUGCAUUGCAGAUGGCCUUCAAACUGGGCCUGAGCCAUAUGCCUCUGGCAGAAGUAGGUCUGCAUGCCCUUGAAGAAUGGUCGGUUCACAUUAAUAAGUCUAUAAUGCAGCCUUACUACAAAGACAUUCUCCCCUGCCUUGAUGGAUACCUUAAAACUUCAAUCUUGUCAGAUGAAACCAAGAGCCACUGGGAAGUAUCAGCACUUUCUCGAGCUGCCCAGAAGGGAUUUAAUAAAAAUGUGUUGAAACAUCUGAAAAGGACAACAAAUAUUUCACCAGAUGAAGCGCUAUCUUUAGAAGAAAUAAGAAUUAGAGUAGUACAAAUUCUGGGAUUCCUAGGAGGACAAAUAAACAAAAAUCUUGUAACAGCUGCUUCAGGAGAGAGAAUGAAGAAGUGUGUGGCGUGGGACAGCGAGAAGAGACUCAGCUUUGCAGUUCCUUUCAGAGAGAUGAAGCCUGUGAUCUAUCUGGAUGUCUUCCUGCCUCGGGUCACUGAAUUAGCUCUUUCUGCUAGUGACCGACAGACAAAAGUGGCAGCUUGUGAACUGUUACACAGCAUGAUCAUGUUUAUGUUGGGAAGAGCCUCUCAGAUGCCUGAAGGUCAGGGGUGGCCUCCCAUGUACCAGCUCUACAAGCACACGUUUCCUGUGCUGCUUCAACUUGCAUGCGAUGUGGAUCAGGUGACAAGGCAGCUCUAUGAACCGCUUGUUAUGCAGCUGAUUCACUGGUUUACCAACAAUAAGAAAUUUGAAAGUCAGGAUACUGUUGCCUUACUAGAAGCCAUACUGGAUGGUAUUGUGGACCCUGUUGACAGUACUUUAAGAGAUUUUUGUGGAUGCUGUAUUCGAGAAUUCCUCAAAUGGUCCAUUAAGCAGACAACACCUCAGCAGCAAGAGAAGAGCCCAGUAAACAGCAAGUCACUUUUCAAGCGUCUCUACAGCCUUGCACUCCAUCCUAAUGCCUUCAAGAGGCUCGGCGCAGCACUUGCUUUUAAUCACAUCUACAAGGAGUUCAGGGAAGAAGCAUCCUUGGUAGAACAGUUUGUAUUUGAAGCCUUAGUGACAUACAUGGAAAGUCUGGCCUUGGCACAUGCGGAUGAGAAAUCCUUAGGUACAAUUCAGCAGUGCUGUGAUGCCAUUGAUCACCUCAGACGCAUCAUUGAAAAGAAGCACGACUCUUUAAACAUACCAAGAAAACGACGGUUGCCACAGGGGUUUCCACCGUUGACAUCGUUGUGUUUAUUGGAUCUAGUCAAGUGGCUUUUAGCUAACUGUGGAAGGCCCCAGACAGAAUGUCGACACAAGUCCAUAGAACUCUUUUAUAAAUUUGUUCCUUUACUCCCAGACAACAAAUCCCCUUCUGUAUGGUUGAAAGAUCUCAUAAAAACAGAAGAUAUUUCUUUUCUCAUAAACACAUUCGAAGGAGGGGUUAGCAGCUGUGAUCAACCAGCGGGCAUUCUUGCUCAGCCAACUCUCUUCCAUUUGCAAGGGCCAGUGAGCCUGAGAGCAGUCCUACAGUGGCUGGACAUGCUCCUUGCGGCACUGGAGUGCUAUAACACAUUCAUCGAGGAGAAGACUGUGGAAGUACAAGACGUUCUGGGUACUGAAACACAGUCUUCACUUUUAAAGUCAGUGGCUUUCUUUUUAGAAAGCGUAGCAACCCACGAUGUUAGAGCAAUUGAACAACGCUUUGGCACAGGGGUAGCAGCUGGGCCUCCCAGUCUACAAGAGGAAGAAAAAUACAACUAUAACAAAUGCACAGUCUUGGUCCGGAUUAUGGAAUUUACCACAACCCUGCUCAAUACCUCUCCAGAAAUUUUCAAGCUCCUGGAGAAGGACUUGUGUAACACAAACCUAAUGAAAGUCUUAGUGAAAAUGCUUUGUGAGCCCGUGAGCUUAGGGUUCAAUGUUGGCGACGUCCAGGUUAUGAACCACCUUCCCAGCAUUUGUGUGAACCUGCUGAAGGCACUGAAGAAGUCCCCAUGCAGAGACAUGCUGGAGACUCACCUGAAGAAGAAAGUGACAGCGCAGAGUGUCGAAGAGCUCUGUGCCAUUAACUUGUGUGACUCUGAUGCUCGCCAAGAAAGGACCAAGUUGCUGUCUGUCUUAUCAGCCUGUCAACAGCUUCACAAAGCUGGCUUCUCUCAUGUCAUAUCCCCAUCUCAGUCUACAGCACUGGAUCAUCCCAUUGGCAUGCGGCUGCUCUCUUUGGUUUAUAAAGGCAUUGCACCUGCAGAGGAAAGGCAGUGCAUGCAGUCGUUGGACCCCAGCUGUAUGAGCCUGGCCAAUGGACUCCUGGAGUUAGCCUUUGCCUACGGAGGACUGUGUGAGCAUCUUGUGAGUUUGCUGCUGAAUUCAGCACUGUUGUCUAUGCAGUAUUUGGGCAGUUCACAGAGAAACGUCAGCUUCUCCCACGGGGAAUAUUUCUAUAGUUUGUUCUCAGAAAUAAUCAACAGUGAGCUAUUGAAAAAUCUUGAUAUUGCUGUAUCAGAGCUCAUGAAGUCAUCAACAGAUAAUCCCAAAAUGGUUAGUACUGUUUUAAAUGGUAUGUUAGAUCAGAGCUUCAAGGAUCGAGCUGUUCAUAAACAACACGGAGUGAAGCUUGCAGCUGCCAUUAUGCAAAACUGGAGGAAGUGUGAUUCAUGGUGGGCCGCAGAUUCUGCUCCAGAAAGCAAAGUGACAGUGCUAUCCUUACUGGCAAAAAUGUUGCAGAUUGAUUCAGCUUUAUCUUUUGAUACAAUUCACAGCUCAUUUCCUGAAAUCUUCACAACGUAUGCUAGUCUACUUGCUGAUACAAAGUUGGGUCUACACUUAAAGGGCCAAGCUCUCAUUCUCCUCCCGUUCUUCACCAGCCCGACUGAAGACAGGCUAGAAAACCUUAAGCAUAUUCUGGAAAAGCUCAUCGUGUCUAAUUUCCCCAUGAAGUCUGAUGAAUUUCCCACUGAUUCCCUAAAGUACAAUAAUUAUGUGGACUGCAUGAAAAAGUGGUAUUGGAGUCCACAUGUCAAACAAUUAAACCUUCUGCAAAGCGUGUAUACGAUGUUCCGGAAGGAUGAGCUGCCUUCCAAUGUCACUCGCCAAGCAUUUGUAGAUCGCUCUCUCCUCACCGUGCUGUGGCAUUGUGACUUGGACACACUGAAAGAGUUCUUCAGCAGAAUUGUGGUGGAUGCCAUUGAUGUGUUGAAGUCCAGAUUUACAAAGGUAAAUGAAUUUACCUUUGACACUCAAAUCACCAAGAAGAUGUGCUAUUACAAGAUACUAGCCGUGAUGUAUUCUCGUCUUUCAAAAGAUGAUGUUCACUCUAAAGAAUCUAAAAUUAAUCAAGCUUUCCACGGUUCCUGCAUUGCAGAAGGAAAUGAACUUACAAAGAUACUUCUUAAGUCAUGCCAUGAUGCCUUUACAGAGAACAUGGCAGGGGAGAGCCAGUUGCUGGAGAAGAGAAGACUUUAUCAUUGUGCUGCAUACAAUUGUGCCAUUUCCCUAAUAUGCUGUGUCUUCAAUGAAUUGAAAUUUUACCAAGGUUUUCUGUUUAGCGAAAAACCAGAAAAGAACUUGUAUAUUUUUGAAAAUUUGAUAGACCUGAAGCGUUGCUAUGCAUUUCCUAUAGAAGUUGAGGUUCCAAUGGAAAGAAAGAAAAAGUACAUUGAAAUUAGGAAGGAGGCCAGGGAUGCAGCAAAUGGGACUUCAGGCAGUCCUCAUUAUAUGUCUUCAUUGUCAUAUUUCACAGAGAGUAGCCUAAGUGAAGAAAUGAGUCAGUUUGAUUUUUCAACUGGAGUUCAGAGCUACUCGUACAGCUUUCAAGAUCGUAAACCUCCCACUGGCCAUUUUCAGAGACGGGAACAAGAUCCCAUGACCCAAGGUGACAUCCUGGAGUUAGAGAUGGAUGAACUCAACCAACACGAAUGCAUGGCUACCAUGACAGCCCUGAUUAAGCACAUGCAGAGAAAUCUGAUUACACCCAGGGUAGAAGAGGAUUCGAAGCCAAAAGAUCUUCCUCCUUGGAUGAAAUUUCUUCAUGACAAACUAGAAAAUAAAUCAGUCCCAUUAAAUAUCCGUCUCUUCUUAGCCAAGCUUGUUAUUAAUACGGAAGAGGUCUUUCGCCCUUAUGCAAAGCACUGGCUCAGCCCCUUGCUACAGCUGGCUGUUUCCCAGAACAACGGAGAAGGAAUUCACUACAUGGUGGUGGAAAUAGUAGCUACUGUUCUCUCUUGGACAGGCUUGGCUACGCCUACAGGGGUCUCUAAAGAUGAAGUGUUAGCAAAUCGAUUGCUUCAUUUUCUAAUGAAACAUGUCUUCCAUCCCAAAAGAGCUGUGUUCAGACACAACCUUGAAAUUAUUAAAACCGUUGUUGAAUGCUGGAAGGAAUGUCUUUCCAUCCCUUACAGUUUAAUAUUUGAAAAUUUUUCACAUAAGGACCCUAAUUCUAAAGACAAUUCUGUAGGAAUUCAAUUAUUGGGCAUUGUAAUAGCUAAUGACUUGCCUCCCUACGACCCGAAGUGUGGCAUACCGAGUACCAAAUAUUUUGAAGCUUUGGUCAAUAACAUGUCCUUUGUGAAGUAUAAAGAGGUUUAUGCAGCUGCAGCAGAGGUUCUAGGACUGACUCUUCAACAUGUUACUGAGAGGAAACACGUGAUAGCAGAGUCAAUAUAUGAACUGGUUGUAAAACAACUAAAGCAACAUCAAAAUACUAUGGAAGACAAAUUUAUUGUGUGCUUAAACAAAAUAGUGAAGGGCUUCCCUCCUCUAGCUGACAGUUUCUUGAAUGCCGUGUUCUUUCUACUGCCAAAAUUUCACGGAGUGAUGAAGACACUUUGCCUGGAGGUUGUGCUUUAUCGUGCAGAAAUGACUACAGGCUUGUACUUACAGCUAAAGAGUAAGGACUUUCUCCAAGUCAUGAAACAUAGAGAUGAUGAAAGACAAAAGGUGUGUUUGGAUAUAGUUUAUAAGAUGAUAGCAAAAUUAAAACCAGUAGAACUUCGAGAACUUCUGCAUCCUGUUGUGGAAUUUGUUUCCCAUCCUUCUCCAACGUGUAGAGAGCAAAUGUAUAAUAUUCUUAUGUGGAUUCACGACAAUUACAGAGAUCCAGAAAGUCAAAUGGAUCAAGACUCCAAGGAAAUUUUUAACCUGGCCAAGGAUGUGCUGAUUCAAGGACUGGUUGAUGAGAACGUUGGACUCCAAUUAAUUAUUCGGAAUUUCUGGAGCCAUGAAACCAGAUUACCAUCCAAUACAUUGGACCGAUUGUUGGCAUUAAAUUCUUUAUAUUCUCCAAAAAUAGAAGUUCACUUUUUAAGUUUAGCAACAAAUUUUCUGCUUGAAAUGACCAGGAUAAGCCCAGAUUAUAUAAACCCAAUCUUCGAGCAUCCUCUGUCCGAGUGUGAAUUUCAGGAAUAUACUAUAGAGCCUGACUGGCGUUUUCGAAGCACUGUUCUCACUCCACUGUUUAUGGAGACCCAGGCCUCUCCAAGUGCUCUCCAUGCCCAAACCCAGGAAGGGGCCCUCUCAGACCGAAGGCAGAGGCCUGGGCAAGUGCGGGCCACCCAACAGCACUAUGAUUUCACCCCGACACAAACUACAGUGGAAAGGAGCUCAUUUGAUUGGCUGACUGGGAGCAGCAUUGACCCAUUGGCGGAUCACACAGUCUUCCCUUCAGAAUCCUCAUCUUCCUCCUUGUUGGUUGCCCACAAGAGGAGUGAAACGUCACAGAGAAUACACUGGAAGUCAGUAGGACCUGACUUUGGGAUGAAAAAACUGGGCCUUCCUGGUGAUGAGGUGGAUAACCAAGUGAAAAGUGGUCCUCACAAUCGAGCAGAAAUUCUGAGGUUACGCAGAAGAUUUUUAAAGGACCAAGAAAACCUCAGUUUGCUCUAUGCCAAAAAGGGCCUCAUGAAACAAAAACUAGAGAAGGAUAUCAAGAGUGAGUUAAAAACGAAGCAGGAUGCCCAGGUUGUUCUGUACAGAAGCUAUCGUCAUGGUGACCUUCCUGACAUCCAGAUCCAGCACAGCAGUCUCAUCACCCCCUUGCAAGCUGUGGCCCAGAAAGACCCAAUAAUUGCAAAGCAACUCUUCAGCAGCUUGUUUUCUGGGAUUUUAAAAGAAAUGAAUAAAUUUAAGACAACAUCUGAAAAAAACAUCAUCACUCAAAAUUUGCUUCAAGACUUCAACCGUUUCCUUAAUUCCACUUUCUUAUUCUUCCCACCCUUUAUCUCUUGCAUCCAGGAAAUCAGUUGCCAACACCUAGACUUGCUGAGUCUUGAUCCGGCUGCUGUUCGAGUGGGGUGCCUGGCCAGUCUGCAACAGCCUGGAGGUAUCCGUCUUCUGGAAGAGGCGCUACUCCACCUGGUCCCAGAACAGCCACCUACCAAACGAGUCCGGGGCAAGACUUGCUUGCCACCUGAUGUUCUGCGGUGGAUGGAACUUGCUAAACUGUAUCGAUCAAUUGGGGAGUAUGAUGUCCUCCGUGGCAUUUUUGGCAGUGAGUUAGGAACAAAGCAGGACACUCGGAAUGCACUAUUAGCAGAAGCCAGAAGUGAUUAUUCUGAAGCUGCUAAGCUGUAUAAUGAGGCUUUAAAUAAACAGGAGUGGGUGGAUGGUGAACCCACAGAGGCUGAGAAAGAGUUCUGGGAACUGGCAUCCCUUGACUGUUACAACAACCUGUCUGAAUGGAAACCACUUGAAUACUGUUCUACAACUAGUGUAGGUAGUGAAAAUCCUCUAGACCUGAGUAAAAUAUGGAGCGAACCAUUUUACCAGGAGACAUAUCUCCCGUAUGUGAUCCGAAGCAAACUGAAGCUCCUGCUUCAUGGAGAAGGCAACCAGUCUCUGCUGACGUUUGUGGAUGAAGCCAUGCACAAGGAGCUGCAGAAGACGAUCCUGGAGCUUCAGUAUAGUCAGGAGCUGAGUCUCCUUUACAUCUUGCAAGACGAUAUUGACAGAGCCACAUACUACAUUAAAAAUGGCAUUCAGAUUUUCAUGCAGAAUUAUUCCAGUAUUGAUGUCUUCUUACACAGAAGUAGACUUGCCAAGUUACAGUCUGUGCAGACUUUAGCAGAAAUUGAGGAGUUCCUCAACUUUAUAAGUAAACAUGGUGAUUUAUCAUCUCUGGGUCCCCUUAGAAAACUUCUGAAAACCUGGACAAGCAGAUACCCAGAUGCUGUGACAGACCCGAUGCACAUCUGGGAUGACAUCAUCACAAAUCGCUGCUUCUUUCUCAGUAAAAUAGAGGAGAGACUGACUGCUUCUUCGGGUGACCUCAGUAUGAGCGUGGAUGAGGAUGAAGAUUCUGUUGACAGGAGAGAAGUCGAUGAGCUGCAGGAAGAUGCUCGCUCCAUGCUGCAGAGCUGCAGGUUCACCAUGAGAAUGAAGAUGGUGGACAGUGCGUGGAAGCAGAAUAAUUUCUCACUUGCCAUGAAACUCCUGAAAGAGCUGCAUAAAGAUUCAAAAACAAGAGAGACUUGGCGAGUGCGGUGGACACACAGUUACUGCCGGAUGAGCCACGGCCGGAGCCACACCCAGAGCUCCAGGGAACAAGUUCUCACCGUGCUCAAAACCAUCACACUGUUGGAUGAGACUAAUAUGUCAAACUACUUAAACAAAAAUAGUCGGGUCUCUUGUGACCAGAACAUUCUUUUGGGGACAACUUUCAAGAUCAUGGCUGAUGCUAUCAACAGGGAGCCAGCCUGCCUGUUGGACCUGGAGGAAAGCAAGGCCAAAUCAGUCUUGGCACUUUCUCGGUCUAAUGGAGAAAGCACAGAGAAGGUAAUCUCAGGUCUGUACCAGAGAGCAUUCCAUCACUUCUCUAAAGCCGUGCAGUCAGCUGAAGAGGAGAACCAGCUUUCCUGCUGGGGCCAUGAGGCUGCAGCUGAGCAGGCCCAUGCUUAUAUGACACUGGUCGGUUUCUGUGACCAGCAGCUCCGAAAGGUAGAAGAGAGUGCAUCCAGUGCAUCACAGAAGAGAAGUAAGGAAUUGGAAGCAUAUCCAGCACUUGUGGUGGAGAAACUGCUAAGAGCAUUAAAGUUGAACUCUUCUGAAGCCAGGCUGAGGUUUCCUAGAUUACUUCAGAUCAUAGAAGAGUAUCCAGAGGAGACCUUAGCCAUAAUGACAAAAGAGAUUUCAUCCAUUCCUUGCUGGCAGUUCAUUGGUUGGAUCAGCCACAUGAUGGCCUUACUAGAUAAAGAGGAAGCCAUUGCAGUGCAGCCUACUGUGGAAGAGAUUGCUGAUAACUACCCACAGGCCAUCAUCUACCCUUUUAUAAUAAGCAGUGAAAGCUACUCCUUUAAACAGACUUCUUCUGGUCAUAAGAAUAAGGCAUUUGUUGAAAGGAUAAAAAGUAAACUUGAUCAAGGAGGAGAGAUUCAAGUUUUUAUUAAUGCCCUAGACCAGCUCUCCAAUCCUGAUAUGCUCUUUAAGGACUGGGUUGAGGAUAUGAAAAAUGAACUUGAAAAGAAUCCUGUGAAUAAAAAUAAUAUUGUAAAACUGUAUGAAAGGAUGUACACUGCCUUGGGUGACCUUCAGGCUCAAGGCUUGGGGCCAUUUAGAAGGAAGUUCAUCCAGGCCUUCGGGAAAGAAUUUGACAAAAGCUUUGGGAAUGGUGGUUCUAAGCUGCCUACAAUGAAGCCCAGUCACUUCCGUGAUAUCACUGAUGCACUAUUUGUAAGGAUGAGAACAAACCUGAAGCCACCUGGGAACCUGAAAGAGUACUCCCCCUGGAUGAGUGCAUUCAAAGUGCAGUCCCCAGGAAAUGAAGUGGAGAUUCCUGGCCAGUAUGAUGGCAAGGGCAAGCCAUUGCCUGAAUAUCAUGUCCGGAUCUCUGGAUUUGAUGAGCGGGUAAAAGUAAUGGCCUCCUUGAGGAGACCAAAGCGCAUUGUUAUUCGAGGCCAUGAUGAAAAGGAGUACCCCUUCCUGGUAAAAGGCGGCGAGGACCUCCGUCAGGACCAGCGCAUUGAGCAGCUCUUUGAGGUCAUGAAUGCCAUCCUCGCUCAGAAUGCUGCCUGCAGUCAGAGAAACAUGCAGUUAAGGACUUACCGUGUCGUGCCCAUGACCUCCAGAUUAGGAUUAAUUGAAUGGAUUGAAAAUACUAUGACCUUGAAGGAACUUAUUUUCAAUAAUAUGUCGAAAGAGGAGAAAGUGGCUCAUAGCAGUGAUCCUUAUGCACCAGCUCGUGAAUAUAAAGACUGGCUAAUAAAAAUGUCGGGGAAAACUGAUAAUGGAGCCUAUGCACUAAUGUACAAAAGAGCUAACCGUACAGAAACAGUCAUGGCUUUUAGAAAAAGGGAGAAUAAAGUGCCUGCUGAUCUCUUAAAGCGGGCUUUUGUAAAGAUGAGCGCCAGCGCUGAGGCCUUCCUGGCACUACGGUCCCACUUCGCCAGCUCUCAUGCACUGUUGUGUAUCAGCCACUGGCUCCUCGGUAUUGGAGACAGACAUCUGAGCAAUUUCAUGGUAGCCAUGGAGACGGGCAGCGUGAUUGGCAUUGACUUUGGACAUGCAUUUGGAUCAGCUACUCAGUUUCUUCCAGUUCCUGAGUUGAUGCCUUUUCGCCUAACCCGCCAGUUUGUCAAUCUCAUGUUACCAAUGAAAGAAACGGGUCUUGUGUGUGCUGUCAUGGUGCAUGCCCUGAGGGCUUUCCGCUCACGCGCAGGUCUGCUCACCGACACCAUGGAGGUUUUUGUGAAGGAGCCCUCUUUUGAUUGGAAGUGUUUUGAGCAGAAAAUGCUGAAAAGAGGAGGAUCCUGGAUUCAAGAGAUAAAUGUAACUGAGAAGAACUGGUAUCCUCAGCAGAAAAUACGCUAUGCUAAGAGAAAAUUAGCAGGGGCCAACCCAGCAGUUAUAACUUGUGACGAGUUAUAUCUAGGCCAUGAAAACUCAUCUGCCUUUGGGAGUUAUACAGCUGUGGCUCGAGGAAACAAAGACCACAACAUUCGUGCACAAGAGCCGGAGAGUGGACUUUCAGAAGAGACUCAAGUGAAGUGCUUGGUGGACCAGGCCACAGACCCCAAUAUCCUUGGCCGGACUUGGGAAGGAUGGGAGCCUUGGAUCUAAAGUCUAGGGGAGCCACCAGCUGUAAAGCAUUCCAUCACCGAGGGAAUCUUCUAGACCUUCACCAACAGCAGGGUAUUACUUGAAGAAAAAAAAGAAAUCUACUUGGUAGUGCUGGUAAGAUGGCUCCCUUGCUGCCAGCACUAAUGACCUAGCUUCAAUCCCUGGAACCCACAUGAUGGAUGAAGAGAAGCAACUCCUGCAAGUUGUCCUUUGACCUCCAUACAUGUGCCUUGUCUUACAUUUACCUACACACACAUACAUUUGAAAAUAAAAAAAUAUGAUAAAUAUU